Messenger RNA from Hyalella azteca, 723 nucleotides. RefSeq names its product Kruppel-like factor 18. Lineage: Eukaryota; Metazoa; Arthropoda; Malacostraca; Amphipoda; Hyalellidae. The transcript has a single exon. The record is from RefSeq and is a predicted model, not a curated record.
AUGAGCAGAGACGAAAGCGGGGCGAAGAGCAAAUACGCUGACGGCGUCGAGCAGAGACCCUAUGUGACGAGCAGAGACGCUAUAUGUGUUCCGAGCAGAGACGCUAUGUGCCGAGCAGAGACGCUAUGUGUGUUCCGAGCAGAGACGCUAUGUGACGAGCAGAGACGCUAUGUGCCGAGCAGAGACGCUAUGUGUGUUCCGAGCAGAGACGCUAUGUGACGAGCAGAGACGCUAUGUGCCAAGCAGAGACGCUAUGUGCCGAGCAGAUCGAGACGCUAUGUGGCGAGCAGAGACACUAUGUGCCGAGCAGAGACGCUAUGUGCCGAGCAGAGACGCUAUGUGUCGAGCAGAGACGCUAUGUGCCGAGCAGAGACGCUGUGUGCCGAGCAGAGACGCCAAGUGACGAGCAGAGACGCUAUGUGGCGAGCAGAGACGCUAUGUGCCAAGCAGAGACGCUAUGUGCCGAGCAGCGACGCUAUGUGCCGAGCAGAGACGCUAAGUGACGAGCAGAGACGCUUUAUGACGAGCAGAGACGCUAUGUGCCGAGCAGAGACGCUGUGUGUCGAGCAGAGACGCUAUGUGCCGAGCAGAGACGCUAUGUGCCGAGCAGAGACGCUAUGUGCCGAGCAGAGACGUUAUGUGCCGAGUAGAGACGCUAUGUGCCGAGCAGAGACGCUGUGUGACGAGCAGAGACGCUAUGUGACGGGCAGAGACGCUAUGUGA